UGUUGGACUUCAACAAGCUAGCGAGGGGCAACGCUAGACAAAAACAGGUCCAGCUGACUUCUCCCGGGGAGAGACACGUCUGCUAGACCCGGGCGGUCGGAAUACCUUACACAAAAUCUCCUAAUAAUUAGCACUGUUAGCACCGGCACGGGUUGUCCCGGCUCGGUUCCCUAGCGCGAACGUUAGCCACCGAAACAUGCUCAUUGCUCGGAGUGUGACGCCUGAUUUUUUUCUCGCCGCCGCUGGUCGAGGCUUGUGAUGCGAGCCGAGUUGCAGCACGACAGAGGGUGAGACAAGAGCGGAAUAUAUCUUUUCUGGACACGGAAGAAUGGACUUUGUCGCGGAGAAACUGACGGGCUCACUCAAAGAAGCAGGCAUGCGACCGUACACGGGCCUGGACGUCGUUGUUGGACAACAACUUUAGCAAGCUAGCAAGCGUUAGCUCGCUUUAAUUCAAGCAGAUGAAUUGGUUCGGUGUCGGACAGUAAGCUCACUUUGCUUUGCGUAAUGGAGGCACCCUGAGUGACUUAUUCGUUCCAAUUGAUUGUCCUGGUCCUCGUAAAUACUGCUGGCAAUGUGCUGACGACCGGGAGCAAUAGGACACGGUUUGCAGAAAUUAUCAAGAGCUGGUUACCUGCCCGGGUAAUAGUUCAACAAAGUUCCUUCGUGUGGUCUUCAAAUAAUUACUUAAUAUCUAUUUCAUGCAGAUAUCACAUAUUUAUUGCAUUGAUAUUUGUGUGAAAUUGCACUUUAAUUACUUGAUUUUUCAUGCACCAAAGUCACCUGUAAUUUAGGGUUUGAUAACUAUAAUUUAUAUGAACCCCAAUACGAGAAACAAGUAAACAUAUAACUUUCUCAUUGCACUUGAAUAUAAUUUGGUCACUACAGGUCCAAGAUAGGUGUUCAUUUGCAUAUAUCGUAGAGACAGAGGGCAGAGACAGGCUUAUCCAUGUGAAUUGGUCUCUAGUCACUGUUUAACCCAGCUGUGUGGCACAGUUUAAGACUGAGUUUCACUGGAAAUGAAAACAUGAAUAUCGAAGAGCAGUGUCUAGAUUUGUGCAAUGUCAAGACAAAAAGCAACGUGGACGAUGAUCGCAACACUACCAACAACACAGAAGGGGUCACCCCCCGGAUCUCUGAACUGAUGACGGACAGUAACACAGAAAAACAAAACAUUGUUCCCACAGAGGCCUCUGAAACCUACCUGAUGCCUCAGCUCACUGACAACCUCCAGGCUGCCGAGGAGGACAACCACCAGCCACAAGACACACUGGAAAUUGAUGAAGUCAAUGGAAACAGUGCCCAAAACACCCCUGCCAUAGUGAAUCCCACUGACUUGAUCUUUUCUAACGAUGACCAGCACAAGGGUGACACUGGGGAGGAAAAAAUGAAGGAAGAGAAGGACAGUGAUCCUGCAACGCUUGUGGAAGAAGGGGAAGAUGGUGGGGACAUGGACAUAGGUGUGGAUCUGAGUCUUGAUGAAAGUGGGGUGUUGGAGGCUGAAUCUGCAAAUGUUCGAUCAUUUUCAGAUAAUACUUUAGACUCAGAGUCCACUCCUCAGGAUGUCCCAGCUGGCAGCACGACAGAAAGCCAGUCAGAUGCAAACCAGACGUGCAGCACAGAGGCUUCUGUCACGGACCAAGCUGGACUGUAUCCCUCAGUGCAGGAGGAGGACGAUAAACACAAACCAAGUGGCAAAAGGGUGACAUUUCCCUCAGAUGAGGAUAUCGUUUCUGGAGCAGUCGAGCCAAAGGACCCCUGGCGACAUGCUCAGAAUGUGACGGUGGAGGAGAUCCUCUCUUCCUACAAACAAGCGUGUCAGAAACUCAACUGCAAACCUAUACCCAAAGUGCUCAAACAAAUACAGGAACUGAAAGACCUGACGCAGCGAAAUGAAUGCUUGGAUCUAAAAGGUGAGAAGCUUGACUACAAAGCAUGCGAGUCUCUGGAGGAGAUUCUGAAGAGGGUCCAGUUUAAAGUGAUAGACCUGGAGCAGACCAACCUGGAUGAAGAUGGUGCAUCAGCCCUCUUUGACAUGAUAGAGUACUAUGAGUCAGCAACACAUCUCAACAUCUCCUUCAACAAGCACAUUGGCACACGAGGAUGGCAGGCUGCCGCUCACAUGAUGAGAAAGACGAGCUCUCUGCAGUAUCUUGAUGCCCGUAACACUCCUCUACUGGACCACUCAGCUCCUUUUGUAGCACGAGCGCUCAGGAUCAGUGGCAGCCUGGCAGUCCUCCACCUGGAAAACGCUGGCCUGUCUGGCAGACCGCUCAUGUUACUGGCUACGGCUCUGAAGAUGAAUAUGAACCUACGGGAGUUGUACCUGGCAGACAACAAGCUCAAUGGCCUGCAAGACUCAGCUCAACUUGGCAAUUUGCUCAAGUUCAACUACAAUAUUCAGAUCCUGGACCUGCGCAACAACCACAUCCUAGACUCUGGUCUGGCCUACGUGUGUGAAGGACUAAAAGAGCAGAGGAAAGGCCUCGUCACUUUGGUGCUAUGGAACAACCAGCUCACACACAACGGCAUGGGCUACCUCGCUGCUGCACUGCCAUGCACCCAGAGUCUGGAGACUCUGAACCUUGGCCAUAAUUCAGUGGGAAACGAAGGAGUCCACAAGCUGAAAGACGGACUGAUUGCCAACCGCUCAGUGCUUAGACUGGGUCUUGCUUCCACCAAGCUGUCCUGCGAAGGAGCUGUCGCUGUGGCUGAAUUUAUCGCCGAGAGCCCCAGACUUCUGCGUCUGGACCUCCGAGAGAACGAGAUCAAGACAGGUGGCCUGAUGGCCCUUUCACUCGCCCUGAAGGUCAACACCUCUCUGCUGCGUCUCGACCUCGACCGGGAACCCAAGAAAGAAACUGUGAAGAGCUUCAUUGAGACGCAGCGCGCCCUGCUGGCUGAGAUCCAGAAUGGCUGCAAGAGAAAUUUUAUCCUUGCCAAGGAAAAGGAGGAAACCGAGCAGAAGAUGAGACAGUCGGCCUCCAUGGCUGAAAUCGCCACAGAGGAUGGGACCAGGGAAGAUGAAGAGGAGCAAGAGCCAGCAUCAGAGGAGAAAGUAGACAAAGAGGGAGAGGAAGGGGGUGAAACAACAGGAGACGAAGGACGGACAAGCAGCCAGUCGGGAGCGAGUUCAGAGACGAGUGUUCCUCAAGUCCUGGAGUCUGACUCCGACACUGAGGAUGAGGAGGAAGCAGAAGUGGUAACAAAGCCUUCUUCCACUUCAAACUCCUCCACCCUUUCAAACCAGGCCGCUCCUCAAGCCCAGGCAGGUGUUGCACAGUCGCCCCUCAGUGCCUCAUGUACGUCCUCACCCCCGCCUGCCUCACCUGCUGCAGGAACAAGCAUCAUUUCCGGCAUCACUGUCACAGAAUCUCCAGUUCCUCCCGGCACCCCUCCAUCUCCCGGCCGCUGUAUAUCCGUCUCAAGCCCGGGUAGGGGUCACAAGAUUUUCAUGGUAACUCGAGUGGAGAGUCCACCUGAGCAGCAGCUGUUCCAACUUCAGAUGGGUACACCUGCAGCUCCCAGCCAGACUAAAGAGGCCUCAAAGAAGCCUGUGGACGUGAACCCACCCGUGACACAGCAGACAAAGCUCCCGCCUCCAUCUCAAACUCCUACAGAAACACUACAGACAAAAGAGGACGCGAAGGAGAGUUCCCCCGCUCUGUCAAUAGACUGUAAAAUGACAGAGCAGAGUCCUGUAGCACCUGUACAGUCCUCACUAAAUACCACACAGACCCACAAACUAGAACCACAGUCUCAACCUCAACCCACAGAGGAUGUGACAGCCAGAACUUUAGACCCAGACGUGAAAGAUCCGAGUCUACAAGCACCAUCCCUGCCUUCAGAUUCCUCAUCAGUGCAGGCUGUAGCAUUUCAGGUCACUGAGGGGGUAACAGAGGUCCCUGAAAGCCCCCAGCCAGAGCCUGCUGUAGUAGAAGCAAACAAGGAAGGACAGGAGGAGGGAGGUCAUGUAGAAAAUGGUAGACAGGUGAUGCCCCCAGACUGUAAACAUUCAGAUGAACUGAAUCAACCCCAGACUAGUUUACCUACACAGCAGCAACUAUUAACAUCUGCACUUGAACAGCUCCAGAAUGACUUAGCAUCUGCGUCAGAGGAGGCACCAAACCAAACAGAGGAGCCAUGGCAGGAGAAGCAGGAAGCACCAGUCAGCUUAUCAGAAAAUGAAAACCCCAGUUUAACAGAGAAAGAGGAGCCAAGCCAAGAGGAACCGAGGCCAAAACAGCAAACAGAGGCAGAUGAGCAGGAAGCAGAGCCCAUUCUCUGCGUCCAGACUGAUCAGCUUGGACCAUCUUUCACUCAAGAUGGAGCACAAGAUUCAAACCCUGGAGCAGGAGAGGCCUCAACGAGUCCCGACCCGGCCUCAACUGGGCCUGAAGUGGUUGCUGAAGUAAAUCCAGACUCACCGGUUGAGGAGGAGGAAUCGGCCGAUGAGAGUUCUGCAGACGACGGCGAGUGUUUUGCCGAGGCUCUGGACGGGGAGGUGGUCGGUUCGGCUCUGCCCAACGGCCUGAAGUCUGAGUUCUCCCUCCACCUUCUCGACACUGAAAGCCCCAAGCCCGGUAGCUGCGUGAUGGAGCACGUGAGUGUGAGCUGUGGACAGGAGUUGGAGGACAUGCUGCUAGAAGCCAGUUUGGAGACGGGGAGAGACGCACCAUGAGGUGGUGAAGUAAGCAUUAAUCUGAACUGCGAGGACAGGUGAAAACAGCACUCGGAUAGUUUGUCAGGCUCUACUACGUGACCGGUUGCCCUACGAUGUUUUUGUUUGACUCAACCACCAACACAACUUUUCCAUAAAGGACAGAAGAUCCAGUGUUACAGUCGAGACUCUGUACGUGAAAACACGAGCUAAUUAUGGAAGAGACGGGAAGGACAGAAUCGACCAGUGGAGCUCGGCUGUGACAAAUCUGGAAUCCUCUACAUCCACACUACAUCGACCACUGAAACACACACACAUAUGCGCAUUGGAUAUGCAAAAAGGGGGAGGGAAAUAAGAGAAAUAAAAUCACCCUGUUGUCACUACAUUUUGUCAAUCUGCAAUCUUUACACUCAAACAACUGCCUGUGAGAGAGAAGAGAGACGGAGGGCAGAUGAAACACUAACCAAAGACAGAACACAGACCUUUCUCACAGCCCCUACGUGCUCUCUUCUGUAGAUUUUCACUGUAGUCGGGGAAAUAUCUAGCAAAUAAAGUUGUUUUUGUUUUUUUUUUUUCAUAACACACCUACACAAAGACAUAACGGUGAUGAU
This is a messenger RNA of Stegastes partitus (bicolor damselfish), 5271 nucleotides long. RefSeq names its product protein phosphatase 1, regulatory subunit 37 (gene ppp1r37). Lineage: Eukaryota; Metazoa; Chordata; Actinopteri; Pomacentridae. The record is from RefSeq and is a predicted model, not a curated record. Bases 1028 to 4681 code for a protein of 1217 amino acids. Gene Ontology annotation, molecular function: protein binding. The transcript is spliced from 13 exons.